AUGAAGCCCCUCCAGUCCAGCUUGGGGAACGCGCUCUUUGCGUGGCAAUUUGUGCUUCUCGUCGGCGCGGUGGCGAUUGGGAAGAUGAUUCGUCAGCGACAGUGGCAAAGAUUCUGCCGAGAUAACGGAGCAAGUGUUAAUUUGCUCGAUAGGAUUGAGAAAGUGGAGGAUGAUCUCCGGAGCUCGGCGACGAUCAUUCGGGUACUCUCGAGGCAACUCGAGAAGCUUGGAAUCAGGUUUCGAGUCACGAGGAGGACUCUGAAAGAGCCCAUUUCCGAGGUAAUCCCUUUCACCGCGUCUCCUCUGUUUUUGUGUUUCUGGAGAAUCUCGAGAUGGGUUUUCGCUUCCAGCCUACACUUUGACCAGAGGAUAUAUCAUUUUGUGGUCAAUUUUAUUCACUUUUAGUGGGUCAGUCAUUUUUUUCUGGAUCUAAUGGAUACUACCCAACCCCAUGUAGCUCAUAGUUCGCUUUUCCCGGUUCUUGGGCAUGCUCAAGUUCUUUCGGGGUGGGGACUAAAUUCCUGUUCAGAUUGGCUGCUUGAUUCGCUAGAUGCACCGUAAAAGUAACUCUAUAAAUGAGGGCUCUAUGCCGAUAAAGAUGUCAUGGACCCAGCAGCUCUCCUCCUGUGGUGGUCGUCAUGAGACAGCAUCCAUGAUCAUUUCUACAAUCUACCACCAUCCUCAUCUGCUCUGCCCAAUCUUUGUAUGCCCUUUGCGAGAGAGAGAGAGAGAGAGAGAGAGAGAGAGAGAGAGAGAGAGAGAGAGAGAGAGAGAGAGAGUUGGACCAGACCUUGGUUUCUGCAGGGCUGAGAAAGAACCUCGACGUUUUCUUUCACUGCUGAUUCCUGUUGUCCAACUGCCAUUAGUCUUCAGACGUGUUCAUUCCUCAUCGGGAUCCUGGGAUGUCGAGUUCUGCUCUCCCACCUCCGUUGCUAUUAGGCUACCAUCCAUCUUCCAAUAUGACCAAGUUGCUUUCCGAAAAACCACUGCACUAGCUUCCUUUUCCUCAUCUUCUUCCUCUCCUCAUAUACAGUUCUGUUUUCACCCACUUCCUCUUUCCCCCACAAGGAGUGAGACAUGUCUGUAAGCUCACACCAUGCACUUUUCUUUUUCACCAUCCAAGCUGAAUGAAGAGAAACACUUGAGAAAUUACCUUACGCAGUCAAUGAAUGUGCAAACUAGUGCAGUCGGAGAAAUAGGGAAAACGCCAAAGAUAGCUACUCGCAGUUCAUACUCCACAGAUGGUCCACUGUAGAUGCAUUAGCUUGUGAAAAAUGCUAUGAGCUACUACGUCAGAGUAAUUUACCGGCCCAUUAUAGGGGUACUCUUGCGGUCGUCUCCUGCCGACUUCAUAAAAGUAUGAAAUCAAGCAUUAGAGGGGGGGAUAUUUUUACGAAUUUUUCAAACUAUGGAUUUGAUGUAAAUAAGAUUAAGGACUACUGGAUGUCCUUGAUCAUUAAAUCAGAGUUUAAAGAAGGUAAAUGAGUCCUUUUCUAUGAUGGAUACUGGAAAAUUUACUCAGUCGUAGAGUUUUGGCUCCAUGGAAAAUAUGCCACCAGCCUUUUGGCAAUUCAUUUUCUUUCAUAGAAAGGUUCGACGAAUUGGGAUUUCUCCAUUGGUGGCUAUUAACAUGUACCUUGACAGUGAGGCGACCGACUGUAUAAUCUGCCGGUAGAUAACAGCAAGCCAUUCAUUCUCUCUCUCAAGAUUGGAAUGCAUAUGAUAGAUGUUUAACCAGGGUUUGCGGUCACCGCCUCAUGAUUCGUGUUAGUUAAUCUGUUCUAUCUGAUGAUGGCAUCCAUAUGAAAUUGAAUCCACGUACAUGUCCCCUUUUUUUCCUCUUGAAGACCGCUGCUUUGGCUCAAAAAAACUCGGAGGCCACCCGAGCGCUUGCAAUGCAUGAGGACAUUCUUGAAAAGGAGCUUGGUGAAAUUCAAAAAGUGUUACUUGCAAUGCAGGUGAGCUUCGCUUAUUGUAGAAAUUUUCAUGAUAUCUUGACCUUGUCAUGCAUCAAAUGUUUCAUGGUAACUAGAACUCGAAACUCUCAGUGAAUUUUCUUGUGUUGUAUUGGAGUAUUCUUUCUUUGUUUGCUGUUUCUUCUUCUCUUCGUUUGUUAUCCCCUGAGAUUCUCUGGUCUCUGUAGAAGUUUUGGUGUCUUUGGCUCUAUAGACUUCCUGAAUUGGUGACAACAAUAUUGGGAAACUCUUUUUCAUACUCGAUGAAGCACUUGUUUUUAAACAGCUGUAUUGAAAUGUAGAAUUGAACCAUGGAAUUAGAUUUUUAGUCUAUUCGAUUCUCCUUUAGGGGUUACUAAUAGCUAUUUUAUGUCUGCUGCAUUUCCUGUAUAUGCCAUAAUCCGCGGAAUCAUAAGAGUACAUUGGCAAAGUACCCUUUUUUAGAUUUUUCUUGCAUUUUUUAAAAUGGUUUUAUCAAUAAACUUAACGAUUGCAAUGUUCCCAUUCUAAUUCUUAGUAAUUCUCAGUAAUUCUCUUGUAGCUUGAUUUAUAUUAAGCUGUAGAUUACGAAACUUUUUAAGUAAUAAGAUAUAGUUUUUGAGGUUAUGCAUCAUUACCUGAAAAUCCUUCCAAAGCCCACACCUUUUGGUAACUUGAGCUCAGAUAUCUCAUUUCUCCAUAAAUCCACGAAACCUAUUCUGGACCUGGUGACACCGAUGCCCAAUUCUAUGAAUUGUUAUGCCAGGGCCCUCUUCUAUGAAAAUAUACGAGGAGCCACCCCAAUGCAAAUGCCAACAUAAUUUUUGUCAUUUCAGUGUUCAUUAAAUACGAGCUGAAGCCACCAACAAUCAUCAGGUAAAGGCUUUGCAGAGAUUGUAUUUCUUUGAGACCUGCUUGAGGUGGUCAUAUCCAGGAUGAAUGGUGUAGGUUUCAUGAGCAGCCGGUCUUCAGUUACAGCUAGAUGACCGGUGUGAUGGGGGUAGGGUUCCUGAGACUAGAGAGCACGUGAGAUGCCUUGCAGAUGCUGCAAGUGGAGGACCACUACCAAAAACUGAGGUUAGAUUAUGGACUGAUCGUUUGAGAGGACUUCCAUGGGAAGUCUUGAAAUAUUUUUCAAGUGGGCCUUGCAGACGUGGCUGGUCGAACUGCGGCAUGCAUAUGGCUGAAAUGUAGAAUCCCUCACCGUCUCAUCUCAAGGGUAGAUGUGUUUCAUCUCAUUUGAACCUGUCUUGGAUCAAGUCUGCGCUUUGUUUGAUUAGAGCGUCUUUGUGAGGGUGGCUUACCCUGUUUGGGUGAUAUCUGAUUCCUUGCCAUGCAAACAACUUGACCAUUGUUAUCAAAGAUGACUGCUGUGUGGAGUUAGGAUCGAAUAGAAGAUCUGACAUUGGAACCUGGGUGAACUUUAACAUGAAGCAGUAGUUAUACUCGUUUAAGUUAAGGUUACCUUGUAGACAAGACCUAUCUGGAUGUAGGCCCAAAAUGUAAUAUUAGGUCAUUAGAUAUUUGGUAGAAAACUUGGUGCGGACAUGGAUGAACUUUUCCCUGUGUCUCCAAAUAUCAUUUUUAGUCUGAUGGAUGCAUUGUCGGUAUUAGAACUUAUCAGAAGACUUAUUUUUUAUUUUAACAUGUAAAGCCACUAUUAAAGAAAAUUGUGAGGAAACAAAAAUGCUCGUUAAAUUUUCUUGGUUAAGAUCACACUACCAGACAGCCCAAGGUACCUUGAUAAUGACGUGCCCUACCUGGCCAAUUUUCCUGGUAAUUAUUUAAAAAAGGUUCAGGAAACUAACAGAGGCAUCUUUGACUUGGCUCAAAUUUCGCGAAGUCCAGAAUGGCGGUGUUUGAGGAACUAAAUGAUUGUAAGCUUUGACAUCAGGUUUUAUGUUACAAAAAUGGAAGGCUCGGACACGAAGUCCAGAAUCAAACAGCUCCAUUCGAGCAAAGGAUGCUUGCUAUUUAUUUAAGAUUUUGGGUGUGAGGGGUUAGGAAAUUUCCAAUACAUAUAAGGCUUCUGAUUUGGUAUACAGAAAAUUUUGGAUGAGUUGUGGGGUUUGAAAUAAGGAUGCUUCAUCCGUCUUCAGUUAAUUUCGCGAGCGAAUUUCAGUGAGGCACUUAGAUAUUCUUCUCUAAGCUGUGCAAGGUCGAAAUAUUUGAAAAACUAGUGUGGGAUUACAUACUAUAGGGGGCCUAUGUGGAUCAAAUGGCUAUUUCGAGUUCUCCAAGAGGGCAAAUAUUUUAAUCGUUCUGCAUAUCUCUCACAGGCGUAUAGAUACGGUUCCCAGACCCUAAAUUUCAGGAAAUAAAAAGUCAAAGAAGAGGAGGGUGGGGGUUGUGGCUGCGGUAAUCCAUUCUUUUUUUACAUGAAAAUGUACAUAGCAGAAGUCUGUGCUCAACGCUGCUAGUUGGUAGCAUGCAGGAGCAGAUCGCAGUGAGAAACCGCUAUAUAUUGCAACAAUUGAUUUUACUCUUUUUUGAUGGUGGGAAUGACUCUUUGACAUGGGCCUAUUGGAACCAGGGAUGAUCUCUGAAGGUGGAACUUAGAUGUUCACUCAGGUGGAAAUUACUGACCCGGGAAUCAUGGUUAAGCAGCUAGCUAUGCGUUCUUUGAAGGUAGAACUUGUGUUUAGUCAUUAUCGAUUCCCAACCUGCUCAAGGUGCAGGUGAGAUUUUCAGUGACACCACUUUGAGGCACUGAUCGACCUCGGGAUCUUCUAGCGACUCUGAUUUUGUUAGUUCAGGGGAUCUUGACUCCCGAAUAUCUAUCUACCUAUGUGUCGAAGUUCUUUCUCUUCUUUCACUCAUCAGCAGAACUGGGCGAUAGAAUGUUUACAGUCACUAGAUGUGCCUGCCCUCCCUUAUUCACCUAGUAACACAGGCAUGCUUCUGCGAUCAAGUGUUAAUAUUCUUUGCUAGUUUCGGUCGAACUCAUAUACUACGAAAAAUUUAUUGUUGAAAGCUAUGAUGAAUGUCACCUUCCAAGGACGUUUGUUCAUAGAUUAUGGAAAAUUCUCUUCUGUGAGGAUCAACUGAGCAUUGGAACUGAACGAGAUCUGCUAUAGAUGAUCUUCACCCAGGUCCGUGGGAGCAAGGACUAACCAUAAAAAAAGGGAGCCUAUAAUUCUCGCUAAAACCAGUAAAUAAAGUACCAUUAUCUUGCCUGGCUUUCUGUGGCGCUGGAAACUCGAGAUUUUUUGGGUAUUUUGUGUGAAUCAGUUCCGAAUUAAUCAUCAAGAAGCCAUCCUUCUCCUCUUCCGAAUCGGUCUAAGAGCGACUAAACAUACAGUGAGGAGAUUUUAUUUAUUUUCGAUGUGGGUCUAUUCUAAGCAAACGUCAACUCUGACGCCAUGGUAAACAAAAUCUAUGGGAAAUGCCUCAUCGAAUCUAUCAUAGUGUUAGUACCCAGAAAGGAUGAAUAAAUGACAUGUAUCCCGUGAAGGGCUUCAUUUUUAUACCUUAUAAGCUCAUGAUCUGCUCAAGUGAUCAGCUUCUCUAUUGAUUUGCGUUGGGAAAUUCUGCAGGAACAACAACAGAAACAGCUUGAGCUGAUCCUCGCAAUUGGGAAAGCAGGAAAGGUGAUAGAUAGCAGGACGGACCCAGAAGACCCCAAGAGAGAGCCUGCAGCGGGGGAUGCCAGUGCGGCCCGCAGUCCACUUCCGGAAAAGAGGGCGCCGCCAAUGGAUUUCAACCCCGGCAAGGUCAGGAUGCCCGCCAAUGACCAUCCAUAG
Spirodela intermedia is the source of this 5677-nucleotide messenger RNA. Lineage: Eukaryota; Viridiplantae; Streptophyta; Magnoliopsida; Alismatales; Araceae. The record is from the annotation of a GenBank genome assembly.